This is a messenger RNA of Lepus europaeus (European hare), 1091 nucleotides long. RefSeq names its product transmembrane 4 L six family member 18 (gene TM4SF18). The record is from RefSeq and is a predicted model, not a curated record. The transcript is spliced from 6 exons. Gene Ontology annotation, cellular component: membrane. Lineage: Eukaryota; Metazoa; Chordata; Mammalia; Lagomorpha; Leporidae. The coding region runs from base 159 to 764 and encodes 201 amino acids.
CUUCAGCCCGGGCUCAUUGUCUAUUGUUCUCCUAACACUAGACCACUAUUUCGCACUGAGACUGUCAAGGCUGCAGUUAAAUCCAAGUGCCCGGCUUCUUGUGAAUAUGAAGUGACGGGCUCUGACCCAGAAAGUGGCAGGUUCUACACAGGGCGAAAAUGGGCUCCCGGCAGUGUGGAGGCUGCCUAAGCUGCCUGCUGAUUCCGCUUGCACUCUGGAGUAUCAUUGUGAAUAUUUUAUUGUAUUUCCCCAAUGGGCAAACUUCCUACGCAUCCAGCAAUAAGCUCACCAACUACGUGUGGUACUUUGAAGGCAUCUGUUUCUCAGGUGUCAUGAUGCUUAUAGUGGCAGCCAUUCUUCUUGUCCUGGAGAAUGAAAACAGCUGUAAACGUUGCCACAGUGAAAACUGCAGUGAAAAAUACACGACACUGCUGUCCAUCAUCUUUUCUGCCCUUGGAGUUGCUUUCUCUGGAUACUGCCUGGUCAUAUCGGCAUUGGGUCUCGUCCAGGGCCCAUACUGCCGCACCCUCGAUGGCUGGGAGUACGCCUUUGAAGGCACUGGUGGACGUUUCCUUACAGAUUCCAGCAUAUGGAUUCAGUGCCUGGAACCCACACACGUAGUGGAAUGGAACAUCAUUUUAUUUUCCAUUCUUAUAACGCUCAGUGGGCUGCAAGUGAUCAUCUGCCUCAUGAGAGCAGGCAUGCAACUGUCUAAGAUACUGUGUGGAACCUACUCGGUCAUCAUCCAGCCUGGAAUUAUUUGAAACAGGACAUGUAUGCCUGCUAUCAAGAUACAGACAUCAAUCUAAGUCAUAUCCACUGUAUAGACUUGAUUCAAAUGAUGAUGUUUCCUCCAUUUCAUGUCUGUUGUGUCCAUUUGUGAAUUAUACAGUCUUCAGUGAAUGGGCCAGUUACACUGUCCUUCCAUCUUGAAUGUUUUUCCAAGCAGCUUCGGAAACAUUUGUACCCUUUAUGCAAACAUAUCUGUUCCCAGGAAUCUAUUCUAUGGAAAUAAAUAAGAUUACAAGAUAAAACUUAAUGCAAAUGUGUAUACUGUUGCAGUGCUUAAUAUUCUAGAAAAUUAAGAAUAC